Messenger RNA from Magnolia sinica, 2154 nucleotides. RefSeq names its product patatin-like protein 2. Gene Ontology annotation, molecular function: glycerophospholipase activity; monoacylglycerol lipase activity. The coding region runs from base 751 to 2139 and encodes 462 amino acids. The transcript has 7 exons. Gene Ontology annotation, biological process: lipid metabolic process. The record is from RefSeq and is a predicted model, not a curated record. NCBI's taxonomy places the organism in Eukaryota, Viridiplantae, Streptophyta, Magnoliopsida, Magnoliales, Magnoliaceae.
CUCACAUACAAAUCUUCCAUUAAUUACAGGUUGGAGCACAUCUUCUAUAUACUUUCUGUGACAACCCUUCGAGUCCGAUUCCAAAAGAUAUUUUGGAGAAGAAGUCUCUUGCAUACUUACGCUAUCUAAAAUCUGUUAUUGUGGCCAACCUGAUCGGAGUGAAACGGCCUGGAUUUUGAUGUAGAAGCUCUAGACACUGUUUCCAAACCACGUUGAAAACUCAAAUUUGUUACGUGUGUUCACAUGGACACGUGCGCCUGGUUUUGAUGUUAAGGCUCCACACGCGAGCCUUAUGGAACGAGCCUAAACGUAAACUUUCAUUUCUUAAGCUUUGCUAACUGUGUGCUAAUAUUUCGUUGACAUCCCAUGAAUGGUAGGUGUAGCCACCUUCGGUUGCUUUAGCAUGUACAUAGGUCUUUGAUAGGUCCGUGCCUAACACCCACAUGUCUGUUUAGUAAAUAACUGUUACCUAAAAUAGGAUUGACUAAAGAAAAACCCAUUGUUAGACCACUUUGUUGGCCCACUUGAUUAUCCACUAGAGCGCGUUGAUUUCCAUAACCAUUUGAUUGAAAUUAGCAGGUGGGUCUAGCUUGUUAGAUAAUCCUACCCACAACAGUCCUUAAUUAGAGAAAUUAAAUAUUCCAAUAAGAACAUGGGAAGCAUGUUAGCAAACGGAUUUGAAGAUAAUAGUGUUUCUGCGUUGAAUUUUGCUCUUGCGCGUGGAACGGCAGCGUUUUCCUUCCUAACUGAAUGCUACUUAUACUUGUUUGCACAACAUCAAAUCCAUCAUUCCGAAUUUCGUUCUCCUUUAUUUUCAUUUACCACCUUGUUCACACCCUCUCUUCAUCCCUACAUUGGGCUAAUCAAGGUUUUAGUUUCUACUAUUUUUUUUCCCAUUCUGUUAUGGAACGAGUGUUACCAAUCCAACCCGCAACUUACGGAAACCUAAUAACCAUUCUAAGCAUUGAUGGAGGCGGCAUAAGAGGAAUAAUCCCAGCAACAAUUCUCAGCUUCCUCGAGUCACUACUUCAGGAAAUGGAUGGUGAGGAUGCAAGACUUGCAGAUUAUUUCGAUGUGAUCGCUGGGACCAGCACAGGUGGCCUUAUGACUGCCAUGUUGACUGCGCCAAAUGAAAUCAAUCGUCCACUGUUUGCAGCCAAGGAUAUCAUGGCCUUCUACCUUAAUCACUGUCCCAAAAUCUUCCCACAAUACAGAGGGCCAUUUUCUUCACUUGCAACAAUAUUCAAAGAAGUAUUAGGACCAAGAUACAACGGCAAAUAUCUUCAUGGACUUGUAAGGGAAAAACUAGGAAAAACAAAGUUGCACCAGACGUUGACAAACAUCAUUAUUCCAACUUUUGAUAUCAAGCUUCUCCAGCCUGCCAUCUUCUCCACCUAUGAGGUAAAAUCAAACCCAUCCUUGGAUGCGCUGCUCUCCGAUAUCUGCAUUGGUACAUCUGCGGCUCCCACAUACCUUCCUGCCCAUUAUUUUGAAACCAAAGAUUCUCAAGGGAAAGUGAGAGAAUUCAACCUAAUUGAUGGUGGUGUUGCUGCUAAUAAUCCGGCAUUGGUCACCAUUGGUGAAGUCACAAAGGAGGUUUCCAAAGGGAACCCGGAUCUCUUUCCUAUUAAACCCAUGGAUUACCGACGGUUCUUAGUUGUCUCAAUAGGAACGGGUUCACCAAAGAAGGAGAAAAAAUACAAUGCGAGUCGCGCAAGCAAGUGGGGUGUUCUGGGAUGGUUGCUUAGCAAUGGUUCCACUCCGUUAGUGGAUGUUUUCACUCAAUCAAGUACUGAUAUGGUUGACAUCCACCUCUCCGUGCUAUUUCAAGCCCUCCAUUCAGAAUCUAACUACAUUCGAAUUCAAGAUGAUACAUUAAGCGGGACUGUCUCAUCCAUGGACAUGGCAACCAAGGAAAACUUAGAUAAUCUUGUGAAGGUUGGCGUGGGGCUGUUGAAGAAACCAGUUUCGAGGGUGAAUUUGGAGACUGGCAUUUUUGAAGCUGUCGAAAACGAAGGAACAAAUGAACAAGUUCUCAGAAGGUUUGCCAAACAGCUUUCAGAUGAAAAGAAGAUUAGGAAGAUGAGAUCACCGCAUACCAAAUCUUUCAAAUCCAAUGGCCAUGAAUUAAAAUUGUAAAUGGGCCCACCUGAC